AAUUGUAUUCCGGAGAUGAUGUUGAGUAUCACCCGAGAAACGAACACGACCAAGCUAAUAUACGCCGAUCAAGCCCAAUUCAUAACUUGCCAACUACAAGUCUUUCAACUCCUAGAAUGCAAACGAGAGCUUCUACGCGAGCCUCUUCAACUAAUUUAACGCCAGGAUUGUCUAAUAUUGCAAUUGCUACUCCGAAAGGAGAACGAGUUUUUCUUCCUAUUUCACAACGUUGCCGGGCAAAGCAUAAAGGGAUUGGCUGUGCCUCCUUUAAGUCAGGUCAUCUCCCAGAAUAUUACAAUUCUGGUCAGUUCGGAGAUAAAACUUGUGUGCAUUGUGAUAAUAGACUUCUUCGGUCGGAAAAAUGUUUAUCUUGUACGGAUGGUCGAGUUCGACUUGAUCCGCUUAAAGCAUAUCCACAUGACUAUGCAAGACUUGUAACUGGUGAAUCAAUGGACUCUAAAGAAUACAUCAGAGACCAAUCGAAAUAUAACACUUUGUUUGCUUUCGGGUCACUUUCAGUAGGUCGACAAAAUGCACCAACUGGUGGACCAAUGCCUGUCUUACUGAAUGGUGAAUUCGCUAGACGGAUUGGGAGUUUGACCGCAGCCGAUCACCAGAUUCCAUCUUUUGAUCAGUUAAUCCUCAUUUGUUCCACGUUCUUGAUGAAUUAA
Messenger RNA from Meloidogyne enterolobii, 671 nucleotides. NCBI's taxonomy places the organism in Eukaryota, Metazoa, Nematoda, Chromadorea, Rhabditida, Meloidogynidae. The record is from the annotation of a GenBank genome assembly.